AUGAGUAAAAAUAAAGCCCAAUUGAACACACUCCAAUCUUCUUCCUUCCCCACCACCACACCUUAUCCUCCACCUCCUCUUUCUCUCACAGAAGCGAAAACCAGCAUAUACCCUUUCCCCAUUCCAUGGAUCCUUCUGAUUCUUCUUCUUCUACUUCUUCCUUCUGAAUUUCCCUUCUUUUUCAAACACACAUACGAAAAUCAAAACCUUCAAACACAAAUUCCACCUCCAUCCAUGGCUGUUUAUUCCUCAGCUAGACCCACUCUCUCCUUCCAUCUCUCCCAACCUUCCCUUCCAAUUCCCAGAUUCAACUUCAAACCCCCCGUCGCCGCCACCAUUCCGCCGUUGCAGAGAUUAUCUGCGGCGAGACCCAUCUCCAUUUUCACCCUCAACUCUAUCGACGUCUCUAAGGAGGACAAACCCACUUCUGAUGACCCAAAUACGCCGUCGCCGCCGCCGGUUGUGGCGGUUGAAAAGGAGGAGGAGAAGUUUGAUAAGCGACGGCUGGAGGAGAGAUUUGCAGUGUUGAAUACAGGAAUAUAUGAGUGCAGGUCAUGUGGACAUAAGUUCGAUGAGGCCGUGGGGGAUCCGACGUAUCCAAUAGCGCCGGGACUGCCGUUUGAGCAGCUGCCGGAGGACUGGCGGUGUCCGACGUGUGGGGCGGCGAAGAGCUUCUUUGAGAGUAAGAGUGUGGAGAUUGCUGGGUUUGCUCAGAAUCAGCAGUAUGGACUUGGAGGAAACACUUUGACUUCUGGGCAGAAGGCUGUGCUUAUAUAUGGAAGCUUGUUGUUCUUCUUUGCUCUAUUCCUCUCCGGCUAUUUCUUGCAAUGAUGGAUGAGAUUGGAUUGAUCAAUCAGGUAAAGAGAUAAACACAGCUUUUGGAUUGAUGGCGAACCACCAAAAAUUUUGGGGUAAAAACUUGCGAUUAUAUUGAGAGUGACCCACACUUCGAUUCUUUAUUAAAAUGACUUGUUUGUGAUGUUUAAAAUUUUCUUCAAUAAUGAUAUAUCCACUAUAACAUGAAUAUAGUAUAAAAUGCAUGAUUUGCUUUCUUGACUCA
Cucumis melo (muskmelon) is the source of this 1060-nucleotide messenger RNA. RefSeq lists its product as uncharacterized. Gene Ontology annotation, biological process: alkane catabolic process. The record is from RefSeq and is a predicted model, not a curated record. Bases 1 to 831 code for a protein of 276 amino acids. The transcript is spliced from 2 exons. Gene Ontology annotation, cellular component: chloroplast. Gene Ontology annotation, molecular function: electron transfer activity; iron ion binding. Lineage: Eukaryota; Viridiplantae; Streptophyta; Magnoliopsida; Cucurbitales; Cucurbitaceae.